UUUGUGGAAAAUAGUGCUGGAAGUUUGGAAAUUUCUCAAAGAUUUCUCAUGAAAAUUUAGCCGUAAGUUUUGCAAUUCUUCCCUAUUUUCACUGAAGUUGUGUCGGUAUUUGGGGUGCACUAUGACAUCGUACACUGAAGAUUAUCUAAAGCAAAAAUUAAUCGAGAAAUUAGAAGCAACUCACGUGGAAGUUGUGGAUGAAUCAGACGGAUGUGGAGGAAAAUUCAGUGUAAUUGUCGUAUCUGCACUGUUUGAGGGCAAACCACAUCUUCAGAGACAUCGUCUGGUCAACAGUGCACUCGCUGAGGAGCUCAAGACAAUUCAUGCUUUCUCUCAGAAGACUUAUACCCCUGCCCAGUGGACUGAAGUCAGCAAGUAGUGUGUGAAUAAAGACCGUGUUUCCCAAA
Molecule: messenger RNA, 407 nt
Organism: Phlebotomus papatasi
Lineage: Eukaryota; Metazoa; Arthropoda; Insecta; Diptera; Psychodidae
Product: bolA-like protein 2
Exons: 2
Coding region: 122-379 (85 amino acids)
Biological process (GO): intracellular iron ion homeostasis
Cellular component (GO): cytosol; nucleus
Molecular function (GO): 2 iron, 2 sulfur cluster binding
Source: RefSeq, a predicted model, not a curated record